This is a messenger RNA of Triticum turgidum subsp. durum (durum wheat), 510 nucleotides long. The record is from the annotation of a GenBank genome assembly. Lineage: Eukaryota; Viridiplantae; Streptophyta; Magnoliopsida; Poales; Poaceae.
AUGUCUGGCUGGUUUCAAGAGAAGUCCGGGGAGGUGGUGGACGUGACCCAAGUUAAGGCCGGCGAGGCCAAGAAGAUGGCGUCCGAGACGGGGCAAUCCAUCCAGGACCGUGCCGUCGAGGCAAAAGACCAGACCGGCAGCUUCCUUGGCGAGAAGAGCGCGGCUGUCACGAAGGCUGCCUCCGAGACUACUGAGGCGGCCAAAAAGAUGGGUGGCGAGGCCAUGGGGAAGGCGUCCGAGACAGUGGAAGCCGGGAAGGAUCGCGCCGUCGAGGGCAAAGACCAGACGGGCGGCUUCCUCAGCGAGAAGACUGAGGCUGUCAAGAAGACGGCCACCGAGACCACCGACGCCGCCAAGGAGAAGUCUACCGAGGCCGCGCAGUAUGUCCAAGACACCGCUGCACAGUACACCAAGGAUCCCCCGGUCGCCCCCAAGGAAAACGUCUUCCAGCAGGUGAAUCAAUCACUUGCAAACUAUUCAGAGACAACACAAAAUCAACCAUGUGGAUGA